Telopea speciosissima is the source of this 569-nucleotide messenger RNA. Its product is annotated as trafficking protein particle complex subunit 2-like protein. Lineage: Eukaryota; Viridiplantae; Streptophyta; Magnoliopsida; Proteales; Proteaceae. The transcript is spliced from 5 exons. Gene Ontology annotation, biological process: endoplasmic reticulum to Golgi vesicle-mediated transport. The coding region runs from base 59 to 490 and encodes 143 amino acids. Gene Ontology annotation, cellular component: cytoplasm; TRAPP complex; nucleus. The record is from RefSeq and is a predicted model, not a curated record.
CUGAAGUAGCAAAUCUCAAAUUCCGCAGCGGGAGACGUCGUGACGUAGAUCGGAGAAGAUGAUCGCUUGCGUUGCCGUUGUAGGCCAUCAGAACAACCCACUGUAUCUACAGAGCUUCACCGAGGCGGAUGACGCUCUUAAGCUUCAUCACAUCGUGCAUUGCUCCUUGGACGUCAUCGAUGAGAGAGUGAAUAAUCCCAAAAAAUCCGGGACUACAUUGAAUGAGGCAUUCCUUGGCCUUCUUUAUCCAACUGAGAAUUACAAAAUAUAUGGGUAUUUGACCAACACAAAGGUGAAAUUUAUUUUGGUCACAACUGAUCUAGAUGUCAAAGAUGCCGAUGUUAGAAAUUUUUUUAGGAAGUUCCACUUGGCAUACGUGGAUGCAGUUUCAAAUCCAUUUCAUGUUCCAGGGAAGAAAAUAACCUCUAGAACAUUUGCUGAAAGAGUCAGUAACAUUGUGAAUACUUUCUGGUUGAAUACGGCUGUCUAAAGAACUCUCCUGCCUGUGUAAGAUUGGUCCUUAUCUUUUCUUUUUCUGUUUUGUUGGGGCAAACAAAGAUCUGACAUUA